Mercenaria mercenaria is the source of this 363-nucleotide messenger RNA. RefSeq lists its product as uncharacterized. Bases 1 to 363 code for a protein of 120 amino acids. The record is from RefSeq and is a predicted model, not a curated record. The transcript is spliced from 5 exons. NCBI's taxonomy places the organism in Eukaryota, Metazoa, Mollusca, Bivalvia, Venerida, Veneridae.
AUGUCCUUUCCAUUUGUAAACAAGGACUUAAAGUCAAACACAUACAACGGACCAACAUAUGUAGCUGACGAGGUGGCUGCUUGUUUCCCUGACAGCAGAGAUAAAAUAAAGAUUAUUGACAUUGCAUGUGGAACUGGUUUUGUUGGAGAAAAGCUCGCAGUUUAUGGCUUUACAAAUAUUGAUGGCCUUGACCCUUCUGCUGGAAUGCUGUCACAAUGCAAGGACAAAGGCCUCUACAAAAAUGUGUACAAAGAAUUCUGUGAUGUAUACGACUGUUUAGUUGUGUCUGGGGGGAUGGGCGAGGGACAGAUACCCUGUUCUGGUAUACACGAGAUGAUACGUAUUGUAAAACCAGACGGUUAG